GUGAGAGCUCUUCUUUGGACAAGAAUGAAGACAGGCAAAGUCGCUGAGGGAGAAUGUCUCCGUUUAUGAAGUCGUUGACAUUGUCAGGCAGGAGAUUUGUUGCAGCUUGUGUACGGCAUCACUCCUCUCUUACAACUGAGCUGAUUGAAAACAUGGAUAAGAAGGCAACCUGGGACCGCUUCUACACUGAGAACAGCAGCAGGACUAACACCUUCAAAAACUUUGAGUGGUUCUUUGGCUUCGAUGCUGUUCGGGACUUUAUUAUGCCCCUCUUACAGACCAAGGUCCACCCAGAUGCUCUGCUCCAAGUCCUGGAUAUGGGCUGUGGCACUUCAGCUUUGGGGCCCUGUAUUUACAGACACUCUCCUCUCCCGGUCCGGGUCACUUGUGCUGACAUUUCCCCCGUGGCUGUGCGACUCAUGCAAGAACACAUCCAAGCCGAAGCCAUUCAACCUCUCAAUGUUUCUUCUCAGCUUGAGUUUGUAGAGCUGGACUGCACGCAGCUUCACAAGCACUGUGGUUUUAGCAGUGUGGACGUUAUAGUUGAUAAAGGCACCACAGACGCGUUGUUGAGGUCUAAGGAAGGGAGAAAGAAGGCCAGUCUGGUGUUGAAACAGUGUUUGAAGGUGUUGCAGAGCUCUGGAUCUCUGCUCCAGUUCUCGGAUGAGGACCCUGAUGCAAGGCUGCCGUGGCUGGAGGCUGAGGCACAGGAGCCUGGGCUGUUGGCAGCAGAUGUUGGGGUGCAGGAGGUUGGGGAGCUGAGGGGAAUGUUGUACUACUGCUACCAAGUGACUCCUCGCCCGGUUGUAUAGCAGUGAUCUUCCACCUCUGCAUGGUCAAAAUAUUAGAUGAUUAAAUAAUUUAACAUGAUUGUUCAAAAA
This is a messenger RNA of Epinephelus lanceolatus (giant grouper), 881 nucleotides long. RefSeq names its product citrate synthase lysine methyltransferase (gene cskmt). Lineage: Eukaryota; Metazoa; Chordata; Actinopteri; Perciformes; Serranidae. The record is from RefSeq and is a predicted model, not a curated record.